CCAUGUCGCUGCUUGCUCCUAUCAUCAGCGACAAUGGUACAGGUUUUUCAAAAAUUGGCUUCGCGGGAAACUCUGAUCCAUCCUUUGUGUUUCCAACUGCAAUAGCUACGCGUGGAGGCGCUACGGCACAGUCUACCCGCGCUGGUCCGCCCAUUCCUUCAAAACCUGGCAAUCUUGCAUCCAAGCGAGGAGUGGAAGAUCUUGAUUUCUUUAUAGGCGACGAGGCGAUUGCUAACCAGAAAACUCCUGGAUAUGGCGUACAUUACCCAAUCCGACACGGUAUGAUAGACAAUUGGGAUCACAUGGAACGUUACUGGGAGCAAACAAUCUUCAAAUACUUACGUGCCGAACCGGAGGAUCAUUAUUUCCUUCUCACUGAACCUCCGCUUAAUCCACCCGAAAAUCGCGAGCAGACAGCAGAAAUCUUCUUCGAAUCAUUUAAUAUCAAGGGCCUGUAUAUCGCUGUGCAAGCUGUGCUUGCUUUGGCAGCAUCUUGGUCGUCGAACAAAGUCACUGACCGCACCCUGACCGGAACUGUUAUCGAUUCUGGUGAUGGUGUUACGCACGUUAUACCCUGCGCGGAAGGUUAUGUCAUUGGAAGUGCCAUCAAACACAUUCCAAUUGCCGGCCGUGAUAUCACGCAGUUCGUGCUUAACCUUAUGCGAGAGCGCGGCGAGAUGGCUACGGUCCCACCUGAAGACCAGUUGCGUGUUGCGAGCAAGGUGAAGGAAAACUAUAGCUACGUGUGCCAGGAUAUAGUGAAAGAGUUCAGAAAAUAUGACACCGAUCCGUAUAAUAUGUUCCAACGAUACACAGGCGAGCACAGCGUGACCGGCAAGACUUAUGGCGUUGAUGUCGGAUAUGAACGGUUCCUUGCUCCGGAGAUCUUUUUCAACCCUGAGAUCUACUCGUCUGAUUUCCUAACACCUCUGCCCGAAAUCGUUGAUACCACAAUCCAAGCUUCACCAAUCGAUGUUCGACGUGGGUUGUACAAGAAUAUCGUCCUUUCUGGCGGUUCGACAAUGUUCACUCAUUUCGGCCAACGGCUGAAGCGCGAUCUGAAGCAACUGGUAGAUCGCCGUAUUGAAGCAAGCGAACUUGCAAGUGGAACAAGGGCGAAGUCUACUGGUGUAGAGGUUGACGUAAUUUCGCAUAAGAGGCAAAGGUAUGCGGUAUGGUUCGGUGGCUCACUUCUGGCCUCCUUGCCGGAGUUUUACUCCUACUGUCACACGAAAGCACAAUAUGAAGAAGUCGGUCCGAGUAUCUGCAGGCGGUACCAAAUUUUCGGCAGCGUUAACUAA
Messenger RNA from Fomitiporia mediterranea MF3/22, 1301 nucleotides. Its product is annotated as actin binding protein. NCBI's taxonomy places the organism in Eukaryota, Fungi, Basidiomycota, Agaricomycetes, Hymenochaetales, Hymenochaetaceae. The record is from RefSeq and is a predicted model, not a curated record. Gene Ontology annotation, biological process: Arp2/3 complex-mediated actin nucleation. Gene Ontology annotation, cellular component: Arp2/3 protein complex; actin cortical patch. Gene Ontology annotation, molecular function: actin filament binding. The annotation marks the transcript as partial. The transcript has 9 exons.